CACAGUACUUGAGCUUUGCAGCCCGCUCUGCGGUUGCAGGGAUGUUAAGAGAUGCUGUUUAAUUCAACGUCAGAUCAAGUUUGAUCAAUAUUCCCCCGCCGCUCCAAUUGGAGGCGCAUGUUCAAAUCCCCGCCUCACUUCACCACCAUCUUUGCCAGUGUGAAAUAGUCCGAUUUUCCUCUGGCAGAAUAUUUUAUCCUCGCCUGGCUCACAACUGAAGCGUUUUGAACAGAGAGGGGGUGGGGGGAGACCAGGGAAGGGGAAGAGUGGGAUUUACAUCCAAAGCGGCGCUUUUAUCUGUUUGAAGCCGGUUGUAAGGAACUGAAAUCAGGGAGAAAAUGGGACAACCUUUUCUGCAGUCCGUCUUCCUGAUACUCAACGUGCUUUUUGGUGUAGCUUCGGGUGCUUUCCCCAGCAAUGUCCAAAUAGGCGGACUGUUCUCAAGAUAUACAGAUCAGGAAAACAGCGCCUUUCGGUUCGGGAUUUACCUCCACAACACAAACCCUAACAUCUCCGAAGCGCCUUUCGCUCUCACUCCACAUGUCGACAACCUCGAGUCUUCCAACAGUUUCUCAGUGACCAAUGCUUUUUGUUCACAGUAUUCCAAAGGCGUUUAUGCCAUUUUUGGGUUCUAUGAUAAGAGAUCUGUGAACACGUUAACGUCUUUCUGUGGAGCAUUACACACAUCCUUCAUCACUCCGAGCUUCCCCACGGAAGGAGAGGUUCAGUUUGUAAUUCAACUGAGGCCACCACUGCAAGGUGCACUCUUAAGCCUACUUAUCCACUACAAAUGGGAGAGAUUUGUCUACCUGUAUGACACAGACAGAGGAUAUUCCAUCCUUCAGGUUAUCAUGGAAGCUGCCGUUCAGAAUAACUGGCAAGUUACAGCAAAAUCAGUUGGAAGCAUCACUGAUGUGAUGGAAUAUAGAAGAAUCUUUGAGGAAAUGGACAAAAGACAAGAAAGAAGAUAUUUAAUAGACUGUGAACUAAAUAGACUAAAUGCUAUUCUGGAUCAGGCGGUAAAUGUUGGUAAAAACAUCCGAGGCUACCACUACAUGUUGGCUACUCUGGGCUUCUCUGAUCUCAUACUUGAUAAAUUUAUUGAGACCGGAGUCAAUGUCACUGGCUUCCAGCUUGUGAAUUAUGAUGAUCCAAUGGUGCAAAAAUUUAUGCAGAGGUGGACAAAGCUAGAUCAGAGAGAGUAUCCUGGAACUGCUGCCAGCACAUUAAAGUUUACCGCUGCUUUGACCUAUGAUGGAAUAUUUGUCAUAGCUGAAGCUUUUCGUUAUCUACGAAGGCAACGGAUUGAUAUCUCAAGAAGGGUAACUACUGGAGACUGUUUAGCCAAUCCUGCAGUACCUUGGAGCCAAGGAAUCGAUAUAGAACGGGCUUUAAAACAGGUACGAGGCAGAGGGCUGACAGGAAAUCUACAAUUUGACAACUACGGACGUAGAUCAAACUAUACCAUCGAUGUUUAUGAACUAAGACCUUCUGGACCUCGGAAGAUUGGGUACUGGAACGAAUAUGAAAGACUGGUGACCAUCUCUGAUAUGCAACAGAUGAAUGAAUCGACUUCAGCCGAAAACAGAACAAUAGUAGUCACAACGAUAAUGGAAUCUCCAUAUGUAAUGCUGAAGAAAAAUCAUGAACAAUUUGAUGCAAAUGAUAGAUAUGAAGGCUAUUGUGUGGAUUUAGCUUUUGAAAUAGCCAAGCAUGUUGGCAUUAAAUAUAAACUGUCUGUUGUCCCUGACGGUAAAUAUGGAGCUAGAGAUCCUGAAACUAAAAUCUGGAAUGGAAUGGUGGGUGAACUAGUAUAUGGGAGAGCUGACAUUGCUGUUGCACCACUCACUAUAACUUUGGUCCGAGAAGAAGUUAUUGACUUUUCCAAACCUUUCAUGAGUCUUGGUAUUUCAAUAAUGAUAAAGAAGCCCCAAAAGUCCAAGCCAGGAGUGUUCUCUUUCCUGGAUCCUUUGGCCUAUGAGAUUUGGAUGUGCAUAGUCUUCGCCUACAUUGGAGUCAGCGUAGUGCUUUUCCUGGUCAGCAGAUUCAGUCCUUAUGAAUGGCAUAUGGAAGAAAAUGAAGAAGGACGUGACCCCCAAAAUACUGAGCCACCUAAUGAGUUUGGGAUAUUUAAUAGUCUCUGGUUUUCUCUGGGUGCCUUUAUGCAGCAAGGAUGCGAUAUUUCACCAAGAUCCCUCUCUGGGCGAAUUGUUGGAGGCGUCUGGUGGUUCUUCACUUUGAUUAUAAUCUCAUCGUACACUGCCAACCUUGCUGCUUUUCUCACUGUGGAGAGAAUGGUUUCUCCAAUAGAGAGUGCAGAGGAUCUUGCGAAACAAACAGAAAUUGCCUAUGGAACAUUGGAUUCAGGUUCUACCAAAGAAUUUUUUCGACGCUCAAAAAUAGCAGUAUACGAGAAAAUGUGGUCCUACAUGAAAUCUGCCGAACCAUCUGUGUUUACCAAAACAACAGCUGAUGGAGUUGCCAAAGUUCGAAAAUCAAAAGGAAAGUUUGCCUUCUUGCUAGAAUCAACCAUGAAUGAGUACAUUGAGCAGAGGAAGCCAUGUGACACCAUGAAAGUAGGAGGGAACCUGGAUUCGAAAGGAUAUGGAGUGGCAACGCCUAAAGGAGCAUCAUUAAGAAAUGCUGUUAACCUCGCAGUAUUAAAACUGAAUGAACAAGGCCUCUUGGACAAAUUGAAAAACAAAUGGUGGUACGACAAAGGAGAGUGCGGCAGCGGGGGAGGUGACUCCAAGGACAAGACAAGUGCCCUGAGCCUGAGCAAUGUGGCUGGAGUCUUCUACAUUCUGGUUGGAGGACUUGGUUUGGCAAUGAUGGUGGCUUUAAUAGAAUUCUGUUACAAGUCCAGAGCUGAGGCGAAGACACUGAAGCUCACUUACACUGAUGCCACGCAAAAUAAAGGAACACUGUCCAUAUUUGGGAGCAUUGGAGAAAACGGCCGUGCCAUGACCCCUGACUACCUGCGGUCACCGCACGCUGUACCAGGUGUCAGACAUGGUACAGGAGUGGCUGAUGGUGCACCAGACUUUUCAUAAAAAACUGAAUACUCCUUCAGUGCCUUAUGGAACAUAAUGGAGAAUCACAACAAUGCAACUCAUCAUUCUGAAUCACAAUAAGAGUCUAGCUUGCUUGAAAAUACAGGACAGAGUUUAAAAAAUGAAUCAAGCGUCUCUGUGAAAUUAUAUGCCGAAAUAAAAUCAAUUUAGUUCAGCAAAAAGCCAUCAUUUGAUAACACAACUAUUGCAGAGAAAAGGUUUCAUGUAUAAAAUAUCUGAACAAUAAUAUUGAAAUUUAUUUCUUUGAGUGCCAAGGUAGUUUCCUUGUACCAAAUAAAAUUAAAAAUCAGAAAGGAACUUGAAAGAAAUGUGCAACAUAAAUUAAAUUUACAAAAUCUGUUCCUUUAAUGAAUGAUUCAUUAACAAAUAAUGGCAAUUUUAAAAGUUACAUAAUUCCUGCCAAGUGCAAAGGUUAAAUUCUUACAUGAUAUCUUUUCUGUGAGAGAAGAACCAUAAUUGUAAGUUUUUUUUAAUUAAAUUCAGGCUGUUCAGUGAAGUACCUACAUACUAAUUACCUCUGUUAAUAUUACAAGAUGGGAUUUCAGUGGGUUAGCAUCCAAUCUGUGUGGAAGAGAAGAAAGCGGCUAUCAAGAUGUCAAACAGAAUGUGAACAAUCAUGUACAAUGAAAUGGCCUACUUUUAUAUAGGAGCAAAUGUGUUUAACCAUUUCCUCCCUGAAUAUUUUCAAGUGUCUGAUUAUUGAGAAGAUUUAAUUUGAAUCAAGAGUGAAUUGAUCAGGUGAGAAAGGGUUAAUCAAAGCUCCACAGAUAAAGCAUCUAUAGGAAAACAAAAAAAAAUAAUUUUUUAAAGGAUUAUAUGAACAGAACCAAUGUAGAUUUAUCAACUUGUGUCAGUUUUCAAGAGUGAUCAAUUUCAUAGAGGUGAAGGAUUUGAGUUCUUUUCAUUCUUUUUAAACUUGCAUGAUUGCCUAAACUUUCUGCUAUUAACUUCAAGCUAUAGAAGUUAAGCUGUAGCCACUUAAUUUUUUUUCGUUAAAACUGCACUUCAGCAAACACAGAAAUGUUAACAAGCAAAAUAGCAAAUAUUUAAAGCAUAAAAAUGCAUGAUUGGACAUCAUUUACUGAGUCUCAGUAAUGAGGUGUUGUAAGAGAAAGGAAUUUUAAUACAUUUUGUAAAUAAACUGUAUAGAAAAAAGGAAUCUGCAAAUGUGUGAUCGAAUCACAGUACAUGUCUUUGAUUUUGUUCUUAACAACUUUUAUGGUUCGGUGAUUUCUUAUUUUUUUGAAGUAGUGAGGCCUGACACUUCAAAGUGUUUUUGCCCUUUAUCAGCAUGUAAUCAACCACAGCUACAUGAGCCACCUUCCUUCAGUUUCAUCUGAUACUGAUAAAAAUUGCCUUGCUUAUGUGUAUAUGAUUCUGGAGUCAGGAUAUGGGGCUAAUUUUAGUAACGUAAAUCUAGAGAAUAAUUCUCAUGGAUUUGUUGCCUGAGGGAGUUCUGUAUAAAAGCACAGCUUCUUUUGAAUUUAAAAUGAUAGUUUUGUGUUGUAAUGUAAACAUAAAAUCCCCUUCUGAAUUUAUUGGUGGUAUUUAGCCUGAUUAGCCUCAGUUUGAAAAUAUUUUUGCAACAUGAUUCGUGGUGGAUAAAGUGGAGACUGGUAAUAAUUACGAUAUUUCGCCUAUAUGGGUGAACUUUGACAGAAUAGUAUACAAGUCAGAACAGAUUUCCAAAUGCAAUAAAAAGGGAUGAACUUUCACCCCAGAGACAAGAAAUCACAAACUGGUUGAGCUUUUAGAGACAGAAGGAUGGCUCCAAUGGAAAACUGAUUCUAUUUCAGAUCUUCACAAGGAUGAGCCAUUGUUUCAUAUGGAGACUAUGUGCCUGCACAUUUUGAACCUGUGGGAAUUGGAUUGGGGGUGACUGAUGAAGUGUUGUAAACUCUGUAGCAGUUUUCAGUGAGGUUGCUAGUUGCCUUGAGGGAGACUUCUGUGGCUUGUGUCUAAUUAUGCAAACUGCACUGCAAGAUGUCAAUGGUGUGUCACAGGCCUGGCACCCAAGGCAGGUCAGACCUCGACUUCAUCAGUGAUGACCUGAGUACAAUACUGGAUGCUGUGCAAGAGAUCCUGUCCUUCAAGAGUGAUAGGGAAUGCCACCUCAUUAAGCAGCAGGGGCACCUCUAUGGUUAUCAUCAUUCUCUUCCUCUACCUGCCUCAUUUCUGACUCCGUCAAGGCCCUCCUAACACUCAAGACCCACAUAUCCCUAUUUUGCCAUGUAAUGCAAUGCCGGGUAAACCAACCCAAUGAGUGUGAGCCUUGAUGUAGUGUGUUGACUGAUCCAGGCAGUGGAACUACAUGUUCAAAAGCAUAGUGUUGUCCUACUGAGCAGGUUGCAUUAGCUGUGUUGCUUCCAUACUUCUGCCUGGGCCCCUUUGAAACAGAUGAAUAGCUACUUUGAGGAUAUUCCUUACUGGAGGUGGCACAGUGGCUCAGUGGUUAGCACUGCUGCCUCACAGCACCAGGGAUCCAGGUUCAGCUCCACCCUUGGGCGACUGUCUGGAGUUUGCACAUUCUGCCCGUGUCUG
This is a messenger RNA of Stegostoma tigrinum, 5615 nucleotides long. RefSeq names its product glutamate receptor 3-like. Gene Ontology annotation, biological process: modulation of chemical synaptic transmission; monoatomic ion transport; synaptic transmission, glutamatergic. The record is from RefSeq and is a predicted model, not a curated record. Lineage: Eukaryota; Metazoa; Chordata; Chondrichthyes; Orectolobiformes; Stegostomatidae. Gene Ontology annotation, cellular component: dendritic spine; plasma membrane; AMPA glutamate receptor complex. The coding region runs from base 339 to 3053 and encodes 904 amino acids. Gene Ontology annotation, molecular function: AMPA glutamate receptor activity; transmitter-gated monoatomic ion channel activity involved in regulation of postsynaptic membrane potential. The transcript has 16 exons.